AUGGAGGAAGAAUUCGAGGGCCAUUAUAUCCAUGAUGUGCUGUCUGGGGUCAGUGCGGAGAUGAAGAAAUCCGCGCCUGAAUUCAAUUUCUAUCGCGAUUUGCACGAGAAUCAAGAUCGACUGACUGAAUUCAUGAGGCAAAAUGCAACUGCCCAAAGAAAGGCAUGGCAUCUCGAUAAAUGGAAAUUUCUCCCCGCUGUGGAAAAAGCUCUGCAGGCUAAGCCGGAUGCAAAGUGGUUUAUGUUUAUGGAGGCAGACACUUUUUUGGUUUGGUCUAAUCUCCUCAAAUGGUUGGCAAAACUAGACUGGAGGCGACCUUAUUUCUUAGGACAACCAGUGACCAUGGAGGGCCAACUUUUUGCCUACGGAGGGGCAGGAUGGCUGCUAUCACGACCAGCUAUACAGCAAAUGGCAGAUCACAUGGCUUCCCGGAAUAGCGAAUAUGAAUAUUUCACAAAUGGAACCUCAUUCGGGGACCUUAUUCUUGGUUAUGUACUAGAACAGGCCGGCGUUGGACUCACUGGGGCGUGGCCUCUUAUCCAACGAGAAACACCGAGCACGAUGGAAUACACCAGAGAUGUAUGGUGUCAUCCUGCUGUCACUUUCCACCACAUCGAUGCUCUUGAGAUAAAGUCAAUCUGGGAUCUUGAGCAGAGAUGGAUAGCAAAUAUGCAAGGGCCCCUACUCCACUUUGACAUCUUCAACCACCUUAUAUACCCUCUCCUCGCCACAAAAAUUGUUGACUGGGAUAACUUCUCUGAUGGCGAGGAGAAAUUUCUUACUCCUAACGAAGGAUUUGCGGAUUGCAAGCUACACUGUGAGGAAGAUAUGCAUUGCAUGCAGUUUCGCUUCACACCAAAGAAAUGUACCUUGUCCCAUUCAAUUACUCUUGGAUGGAAGGCAGAUCGUUCGAUGGACAGCAUGUCCGGUUGGAUGAUGGAAAGGAUCACCCAGGCAAUAGCAAGCGUUCGAUGUGAGGGGUCAAAGUGGAUAUAA
Messenger RNA from Aspergillus fumigatus Af293, 996 nucleotides. Its product is annotated as glycosyltransferase family 31 protein. Gene Ontology annotation, molecular function: glycosyltransferase activity. Gene Ontology annotation, cellular component: membrane. The record is from RefSeq and is a predicted model, not a curated record. NCBI's taxonomy places the organism in Eukaryota, Fungi, Ascomycota, Eurotiomycetes, Eurotiales, Aspergillaceae.